This is a messenger RNA of Rhizophagus irregularis DAOM 181602=DAOM 197198, 1923 nucleotides long. Lineage: Eukaryota; Fungi; Glomeromycota; Glomeromycetes; Glomerales; Glomeraceae. The record is from RefSeq and is a predicted model, not a curated record.
AUGAAGAUCUGUUAUGAAACAAAGUAUCAACCAAAUGGAAAAAAAAAUAAUCGCCCAAAUUCUAAUUUAUCGGGAGUAUACAUUUUUGGGUUUGAUAUUGGACGAUUGCAUGAAUGUCACUUAGAAACAAUAGGUGCUCCUAUUACAUUAGUUAACAAAAGAAAAAGGCCUCUAAUAAUGAUUCAAACUAUCUCAGGGCAAAAUAAAAGAUUUGCAUCUUUAGGCAGAGAAUCUGAAAAGGCAAUUAGAUCUUUGAUUAAAAAACAUCAAUUGACUGAUGAAACUAAUCAACAAAUUAUUCAUAUUCAUAAAAUUAAAUUGGAUUUUAAUGGUAAAAGUAUUAUUUUAACUUACAAUCUACUUGAUAAUAAAAAUGAACUUACAAAAAUAGAUGCUAUUGUUAGAGCUUGUAAUGAAUCAUUGUUAGCACGUGAUGGAUAUCGGCAGCUUGCUGCAGUUGAAGCAUUUCUUAUACGUGAAUAUUUGAUAGCUAAUUGUAGGGUUGAAAUUACAAAUCUUAUUAAUAAAGAUCUUAGAAUUGGAACAUUUAACAUCAAUAAAAGUGAUAAUGAUCUGUUAAAUCAUUUAGAAUCUGAUGAUGGUAUAAUAGUUGAUGAGGCAGAAAUUGGAAAUGGUGCAUACAGGUCAAUUUACACGAUUUUACAAACUUUAAUACCAUUAUGGAAAGAAUCAUCUCCUGCAAUCAUCAAUUCUGGUGAUAUACUUAAACUUAAGCUUGGUGGAGAUGGUCGCAAUGUUGGUCGUAAGCAAAGCCAUGUAAUGAUGACGAUUUGUCUUUUAAAUGAAGGAGAAGAAGUCUUAAAACCUGAACAUCAAUACUGCAUUUGUCUUUAUGUUGGACGAGAAAAAUAUGAUGACCUUGCUAAGAUAGGAAAAUUAUUUCAACAUCAGCUUCUUGAUCUCCAAAAUAACGGAAUAUAUGAUAAAGAUGGGAAUCAUUGGCCAGUGGAAUUGUUUUUUUCUGGUGACUGGAAGUUUAUGUAUAUAAUAAUGGGAUUGAACGCCCCAAAUUCGAAGUAUUUUUGUUUAUAUUGUAACUGUCAAUCUGAGUUACGCUGGGAUAUGGAACAAAAUUUUGAAAAUUCAGGAAAUCAUGCCUGUAAUGUUAAAGGUGAAAAUAGAAAACCAGCAUUAUUUCCUGCAAUAAAUCAAGAAAAUUAUAUUCCUGACGAAUUACAUCUACUUUUGCGCAUUGUUGAUGUUUUGAUGGAAUGCUUUUUUAAUGAUGUAAUUAAAAAAAAAGAGUUUGAAAAAAAAAUUAAAUUAGAGAUUGAACAAGCAAUGCAAAACAUUAAAGUUCAUUUUGAGUUUUUCAAGUCAAGAUCUACUAGUGGAAAGUGGGAUUGGACUUCUUUAAUGGGUCCUGAUAAAAAGAAAGUAUUGGAACAUUUUCCAAUUUCUCAAUUUAUUUCUGGCACUUGUGAACAAGAAAUUGAAAAACUAUGGAAGGAAUUUCUCCGGCUUUAUAAAGUUUUAAGAAAACCUUUUCUUUCAGACCAAGAAAUUGAUGCGUUUGAAAUUGAUGCCAAACAAUGGAUCCGUACUUUUUAUUGUGCAACUGAAGGACGUCCCAAUUCAAUAUCACAUAAACCUGGAUUAUAUCGCAAACAAGAUGUAACCCCUUAUAUGCAUGUUUUCGCACAACACAUGCAUCAAUUUAUGCGCCAAUUAAAGAUGAAAAACUUAUCAUUACGAUAUUUUUCUACUUCUAGUAUUGAAAGAAAAAAUCACGAUCAGGUUCGGUUAUUUUUUUGUGGUACCACUAUGGGUGGUGGAAUUGAAAAAAAAUCGGUAGUAUAUAAUAUUAUAUCUUUUAAAAAUCGUCAACUUUAUUACUUAGUUAACAAAACUCCUAAAGAAAUUAAUGCUAGGAAUAUUGAUUCUAACAAAAAAGUAAAUUAA